This is a messenger RNA of Nipponia nippon (crested ibis), 2001 nucleotides long. NCBI's taxonomy places the organism in Eukaryota, Metazoa, Chordata, Aves, Pelecaniformes, Threskiornithidae. The record is from RefSeq and is a predicted model, not a curated record.
AUGUCUAUCAGACAUUGCAGGCGCUGCCUGAAGGGUGUUACUGUGUCGGAGGGAGAGGCCACACUAGAGACUGGGAGGAAGCCCAAGAAGCAAUUUGGGAAGGGAGCUACUCUUACCUAUGACACUCUCAGGUUCGAAUAUGAAGAAUUCCCUGAGACCAAAGAACCCGUUUGGAUCCUUGGCCGGAAAUACAGUGUUUUUACAGAGAAAGAAGAGAUCCUGUUGGAUGUGACCUCUCGGCUUUGGUUCACCUACAGGAAGAACUUCCCUGCUAUCGGAGGAACUGGUCCCACAUCUGAUACUGGCUGGGGCUGUAUGUUGCGGUGUGGCCAGAUGAUCUUUGCUCAGGCCUUGGUCUGCAGACAUUUGGGAAGAGACUGGAGGUGGAUAAAAGGGAAGAGGCAGAUGGAUAAUUACUUCAAUGUUCUUAAUGCCUUCAUUGACAAAAAAGACAGCUACUACUCCAUUCACCAGAUAGCCCAGAUGGGAGUUGGAGAGGGAAAAUCCAUAGGUCAAUGGUAUGGACCAAACACAGUUGCACAAGUGCUCAAAAAACUUGCAACUUUUGAUACAUGGAGUUCACUGGCAGUCCAUAUAGCCAUGGACAACACAGUAGUGAUGGAAGAAAUCUGGCGGUUGUGCCAGUCCAACUUCCCGUGUGCUGGAGCUGCAGCAUGCCCUGCUGUGGAGUCAGACGUACUCUAUAACGGGUACCCAGAGGAAGCAGGGGUUAGAGAUAGGCUCUCACUGUGGAAACCAUUGGUGCUGCUGAUACCUCUCCGCCUUGGGCUCACAGAGAUCAAUGAAGCCUAUAUUGAAACACUAAAGCACUGCUUCAUGAUGCCCCAGUCCCUGGGAGUGAUCGGAGGGAAACCAAACAGUGCUCACUACUUCAUUGGCUAUGUAGGUGAGGAACUCAUUUACCUGGAUCCCCACACUACGCAGCCUGCAGUGGAGCCCAAUGACAGCGGCUGUCUCCCUGAUGAAAGCUUCCACUGCCAGCACCCUCCCUGCAGAAUGAGCAUUGCCGAGCUCGACCCCUCCAUUGCGGUGGGCUUUUUCUGCAACACAGAGGAGGACUUUAAUGAUUGGUGCCAGCAAAUCAAAAAGCUGUCCCUGGUAAGAGGAGCGCUGCCAAUGUUUGAACUGGUUGAACGCCAGCCAUCGCAUUUCUCCAACCCCGAUGUCCUGAAUCUCACACCAGACUCCUCCGAUGCCGACAGAUUGGAAAGGUUCUUUGACUCGGAAGAUGAAGACUUCGAAAUCCUGUCCCUUUGAAAACAAAUAGGAAACUGACUCUGCAAAUUUGUGUUAUGUGUGGGGAGAAGGGGGGGAGGGAAGCUCCUUCGAGAGCCUGGGGCUACCGGUUUUCAUAGGCGCUUGCUGCCAUCCCCGCCUCUUGUCCAUCCUGGCAUUCUGUGCAGCCUCUGAGCGCAGCGCGCAUUGUCUGCGUUGGGAUGAAGAACCAAGGGGGUGUUACAGCCUUACUGGCUGGAGUCAGAAUUUCUCAGCAGAAAACAGUUGCUGGAAGUGGAUGCAGUGGUGCUUAGGAGUUCAAAGCCUAUCUGUUACAUCAGCAGGUCAGUUGGCCUUCUCGGGGAGGUGUAGAAAUUGUUAGAGCGCUAAAUCCUUACAUGAGGACUUCCCUCUGAAGCUUAAAUAGAGCCACCCAUCAUUUAGCCGGUGAAAUGUACAGUUAAUUCCUUUAGCAGCUUCUCUUCUCACUGGCCAACUUGGACUGCAGCUCACAACGCAAAUGAACAGCAAACAUGUCCCAACAAGACAGCUGUGAAGCCCCUGGAGUCCAGGUGGCCGGGCUUCCUACAGUACAACUCCUGUUCAUGCUUUGCAGUACACAGUGCUUCCUCAGAGGUGUAGUACCCUGCUCCUGCUCACAUCCUAUGAAAAGGACGUUGAGGGAACCUGCAAGUGACUGGUAAUUCAGUAAGCAAAAGGCUGUCUGGGAGAGUGUGGAGCAGACCCAUGCUGCUGGGGAGGACA